CUCUCUCUCUCUCUCUCUCUCUCUCUCUGGUGCUUUGUAUGGCUGAUGGGUCGGUCCUUCGCCGUUCACUGCUACCAACAAUGCAUCAUACCCACGCCUUCUCGCCCCCUCACUCGCCGACUCCGAUUCCGGGCUUCUCUUUCGCGCUGUGUUGCACUAUUCCCAUGCGGCGUCGUUUGGUCAGGAAAGCCUCUCCCCACAAACCCAAUCUCAAGCCCCUCACUUCUCGUAUCGUCCACCUCACUCGCCGAAGGCAGCUUCGCCAGAUAUUUGAGGAGAUUGAGCUUGCAAAGAGACGGUAUGGGAAGCUGAACACCAUCGUCAUGAACGCCGUUCUGGAGGCCUGUGUUCACUGCAGUGACGUUGAUUCGGCGCUUAAGAUGUUCGACGAAAUGUCAAAGCCGGACAGUUGUGGCGUUGACAGUGUCACGUACGGUACACUUCUGAAGGGCUUGGGUUUGGCUCGAAGAAUCGAUGAAGCAUUUCAAAUAUUGGAGUCGGUGGAGCAAGGUACUGCUGUUGGGAGUCCAAAGCUGUCGGCACCACUUAUCUACGGCCUACUAAAUGCUUUGAUUGAAGCUGGAGAUUUACGCCGUGCUAAUGGCCUUCUUGCACGAUAUGGUUUUGUGCUGCGUGAAGGCGGCAGUCCCUCAAUCUCAAUAUUCAACUUAUUAAUGAAGGGAUAUAUAAACACAGGCCUUCCACAAGCUGCGAUAACUGCGUAUAGAGAGAUAUUACGUCUAGGGUUAAAGCCUGAUAAGAUCACCUAUAAUACUCUAAUCUUUGCUUGUGUCAAGACUGAAAAGUUGGAUGCAGCAAUGCAUGUGUUGAAGGAAAUGAAGGACAAAGCACAAGAAUUUGGCCGUGAUGAUCUUUUCCCUGAUGUUGUCACAUAUACAACAUUACUUAAGGGUUUUGCGCAUUGCAAGAAUCUGUUCUCAGUUCAGAAGAUUGUGCUGGAAAUGAAAUCAUAUCAUGAUUUGUUUAUAGAUCGAACGGCGUACACUGCAAUAGUCGAUGCAUUGCUAAAUUGUGGUGCAGUCAUGGAUGCUUGUUGUAUAUUUGGAGAAAUACUAAAGCAGGCUGGAGGGAGCCCGGACUUGCGACCAAAACCUCAUCUCUAUCUUUCCUUGAUGCGUGUUUUUGCUGGCAGAGGAGAUUAUGAUAUGGUCAAAACUCUGCAUAAGUGCAUGUGGCCAGAUACUGCUGGAACUAUCUCCCUGAAAGUUCAAGAAGAAGCUGAUAAUCUUCUCAUGGAGGCAGCUUUAAAUGAUGGUCAGGUUGAGGUGGCUAUAGAAAAUCUUACAAAUAUCAUCAAGAGAUGGAAGGGAAUAUCUUGGACAAGUCGUGGUGGCUUGGUUGCUCUUCGUAUAGAAGUCUUGUUGGGAUUCACUAAAUCCAUGUUCAGUCCUCGUCUACUGCCUCAGGUAUCACCGGAUGAACCAAUUGAGACUAUCAUGAUUCCUUUUGAAGCAGCAGGACCCCUACAUGGUACCCUCACCCUAAGGAAGGUGGUAAUGCGCUUCUUUAGAAAUCCAGUUGUGCCUAUUAUUGACGACUGGGGCAGCUGUAUUGGACUAUUGCACCGUGAAGACUGCUAUGAGUUGGAUACUCCACUUUCCACAAUGAUGAGAAGUCCACCUCCUUGCGUAACAGCCACGACAUCUAUUGGUCACGUGGUUGAUCUAAUCUUGGAAAAGAGAUACAAGUUGGUUAUUGUUGUAAAAUACAGAUACUUAAAUGGUAGUUCUUUCAGCUCAAGUUCAAGGGCUCUUGGAGUUUUUACAGCAGAACAAUUGUGUAGGCUCGUACCUUCUGUAUCAGAGUUGCCUGGGCAAAGAACUUUCUGUCUGUAGAACAUAAAUCAAAGAAAAAGAAGCCUCUUCUCUCACUC
Messenger RNA from Corylus avellana, 1894 nucleotides. Its product is annotated as pentatricopeptide (PPR) repeat-containing protein / CBS domain-containing protein. Gene Ontology annotation, molecular function: protein binding. Lineage: Eukaryota; Viridiplantae; Streptophyta; Magnoliopsida; Fagales; Betulaceae. The record is from RefSeq and is a predicted model, not a curated record.